GAGGGACAGGACCGGCUCGCACUGGACCCCACAGGGCACAGGAUGGAGACCUGCCUGAAAAUCCUGCUGCUCGUCGGGGUGGUCACAGCAGCCCCCACGUCACCCGCAUCUUCUCUGCCAUCCCACGAGGAUGCGAUUUUAGCAGCAGUACAGGUGUACAACCAAGAGCCAGGCGUAACGCUGGCCUACCGGCUCCUGGAAGCGGAGCCUCAGCCAGACUGGGACGUGACUUCGAAAACUGUCCAGCCGCUGAAAUUUACUAUUAAAGAGACAGUGUGCCUGAUCUCGGAGAAACGCGACAUCAACCAAUGCGAUUUCAAAGAAGACGGGCUGAUCAAAGACUGCUCUGGAUUCUUCUCCACUGAACAGGACCCCCCCUCUGCCAUGAUCAAAUGCGAGGAUGCGUCUGAGGAGCCUGAUAUCGUCACCCGGGGCCGCUGGGGGAGAUUCAAGAGGAGAGCGGGUAGGUUUAUUCGCAGAAAUCGCUGGCAAAUCAUUUCGACUGGUCUCAAGCUGAUUGGCUAGCGGGAUCCAGCAGGGGAGGAGACAAAAGAGUUCCGAUGCUGCCAGACCCACCCGCGUCUCCGUUUUUCCUCCCCCGGGAGGAAACACUGUCAGAAACCGGACCCCUACCCAUCUCAACCGCUUCGUUGCAGUGUCUCUCCCCACUGCGCAGUGGCUGCCCCAGUGCUGUUCCCCCAGCCUCCUCUGCGCAAUAAAUGGCUUCUCU
This is a messenger RNA of Pelodiscus sinensis (Chinese soft-shelled turtle), 730 nucleotides long. The record is from RefSeq and is a predicted model, not a curated record. Lineage: Eukaryota; Metazoa; Chordata; Testudines; Trionychidae.